AUGUCGAGGAAUGACGAUACACGGAAGCUAAUAAGGGAUAGUGUCAACUCUUUGAAGCGGGUGGUGGAAACAGACACGGAGAUUUCGCUUAUCGACAUCAAGCUCAUGGAGAACUUGAACCGGAAACAGAGCUUGAAAUAUAUCGAAUUGAAGGAGAGAUACGUGGCCUUGGACAAGGAUUCGGAAGCCAUUGAACAUUUGAACGCUGAAAUCGCGGAGUAUGCAAUCAAACUAGACGCCUUGGAGGCGUAUACUGACACAUUGGAAGUGCUCGCGAAUGAAUUGAACGAGUGGAGCCAGGAGUUGGAGGUGAAGCUCAAGCGGCACGAGGCUGAAAGGCUGAAGCCACAAUAG
Babjeviella inositovora NRRL Y-12698 is the source of this 354-nucleotide messenger RNA. RefSeq lists its product as uncharacterized. The record is from RefSeq and is a predicted model, not a curated record. The coding region runs from base 1 to 354 and encodes 117 amino acids. The transcript is spliced from 2 exons. Lineage: Eukaryota; Fungi; Ascomycota; Pichiomycetes; Serinales.